AUGGGCUCCUUCCGAGGACACGCUCUCCCUGGGUCUCUGUUCCUCCUGGUGGGCCUGUGGCACGUGUGGAGCUCUCUCUCUCGAUUCGCCGCCGCUCCCAGUUCCUUCCGGGCGCGAGCGUGGAAUCCCGCCCCCGAAUGGCUCUGCGGCGGCCGCCUCGUCCACCUGGAGCUCUACCUCGUCGUCGGAGGCUCCUUGCUCGACCUGUGCAUCGAGUUCUUCUACUCCACCCACCUGCGGAUCUUCGUCAACGGCGGCGUCCUCAACCCGGCCCACAUGAACGACUUCGAGCACGCCGGCAUGCUCCUCAUGUUCUUCCUAUUCGGCUGCGCCGCCCUGCUCUCCCAGACCACUCGGUGGGUCCCCCUCCCCUCUCCCAUCUCCUCCGGCAAGUUCCCCUCCGUUUAACUCGGAGAAAUCUUCUGCGAUUCAGAUUCCUCCCUCUGCCGGAAGGCGCGCUGUGUCUUCUCGGGGCGACGGCGUUCACGGCGGAGUACCUCCUGUUCUACUUCCACUCCACCACCCACAAGGGCCUGGAGGGACACUACCACCUCAUCCUGGUCCUCCUCGUGGGGCUCUGCGUGGCCUCCUCCGUGACGGCGGCGCUUCUCCCCGCCAGCUUCCCCGCCGACCUCUGCAACGGCGUCGCCAUUUCCCUUCAAGGCCUCUGGUUCUACCAGACGGCCUUCGUGCUCUACGGUCCCAUGAUGCCCCGAGGCUGCCGGCUCAGAGACGACCAGAUCACCUGCCACUCCCCCGGCAGCGAGACCCGCGGGGAACUUCUCGCCAAUUUCCAGCUCUUCUCCCUUGUCCUCCUCGUCCUGGUGGUGGUCGUCGGACUGUACACCGUAGCCGCCUGUAAAUACGGCGAUCCGACGGAGGAGCUCUCGAGCCCUCAAGAGGCUCAUUGA
Messenger RNA from Spirodela intermedia, 911 nucleotides. Lineage: Eukaryota; Viridiplantae; Streptophyta; Magnoliopsida; Alismatales; Araceae. The record is from the annotation of a GenBank genome assembly.